Molecule: messenger RNA, 2298 nt
Organism: Triplophysa dalaica
Lineage: Eukaryota; Metazoa; Chordata; Actinopteri; Cypriniformes; Nemacheilidae
Product: G2/M phase-specific E3 ubiquitin-protein ligase-like
Exons: 9
Coding region: 143-2026 (627 amino acids)
Molecular function (GO): ubiquitin protein ligase activity
Source: RefSeq, a predicted model, not a curated record
CUAGUCAAACACGUUUUUGUGUUUUAUAAGAAUCAGAAACUCUAAAAUAAACACAGUAAACGCAGGAGUCACAAGUAAAUUUGAGUCAUUUAUAUUACAAGGAUUCUCACAAACAUUUGCAUGAGGCAAAGAAUACGCAACAAUGACAGAACAUGACCGCAUAUGCGGCAGCCGAUGUCUGGGUCCAAUGACCUUCCAUGCAGAAAUGACAGGCAAAUAUGUGACCAUCAGCCAAGGAGGUCGACUUGCAUCCAGAGACGCCUCGUCCUUCAUGGACGGUUUGGUUUUUCUAAGCCGCGCCAUCAAGGUCAACGAGAAGAUGUGUAUACAAAUCGAGAGUUGCUCAUCGAGGUGGGACGGGGCUCUCCGUAUAGGAUUCACCAACAUCAUGCCAAACAAACGCAGUAUACCCCCUUCCUCUAUCCCAGAACUAAGUGAUACGCCUGGCUAUUGUGUUCUGCCAGUGCCUGUGGACUUGUGCGUGCACAGUGCAGAGAUUCACUUCUGGAUGAACUAUGCUGGCAUGGUUCUCGUUGAAGGGAUAACAAGAGAGAGAUAUUACAUCAAAGCAAAGGGACUUAACCUGAACAAAUCACUUUGGGUUUUCUUUGAUCUGUACGGGAAAACAAGCACCGUUCGUCUUUUGGGCUCGAGAAGAGGCAGUAGGACAUCGUGCCCAGACAUUGCAUCUGGCAUCAACAGGCUUGAUAGUGAGAAUCAAGUUUCGGACAGUGUUUUAAAUGAGGUGUUGUCGAAAUUCAGUUUUUCAUUGAAGACCACACACACAUUAUCUUCAGUCAUUAAUAGAAAUGCUUCAUCACCGUUGGGCUCUGCUCCAUCUGUUCCUUCUCAACGCAGACAGCGACUGACUUCAUCCACUAGUUAUAUGUCUUGCCGUAACUCUUCAAUUGAGGACAUUGAUGUUGAAUCUCUGCUUAGAGAGUUUCAGCAAAACCAUCUUUCCGCCAGUGAGCAUGUCUCAGUAUUGGUCAACCGAAACAGGUUGUUGCAGAGUGCUAAAAAUGCUGUUUCUAACUGCAAUUUCUCCUGGACCAAACUCCCUUUUGUGAAAUUUGUGGGUGAGGAGGCUCUUGACUGUGGAGGUCCGAAGAGGGAGUUUCUCAGACUUCUAAUGAUGGAGGUGCAAAGUUCUCUGGGUAUCUUCGAGGGGAAACCUGGACAUUUGUUCUUCACCUAUGACCAGAUGGCCUUAGAGCAGCAUAAGUAUGAGUUAGCUGGGAAGCUGAUCGCGUGGUCUUUGGCUCACGGUGGACCCGGGUUCAAGGCUCUUGACCCCUGUCUCUACCAGCUGAUGUGCAUUCAGGAAUGUCCACUGACAGACUUCAACUGGCACCUCAUACCAGAUGCUGACAUCCAGAACAAAAUGCAAAAGAUUUUGUCAUGUAAAAGAACAACAGAUCUCCGUAGGCUGCAGAGAGAUGAGGGAGACUGGAUUUGUGAGUGUGGUGUUCCAGGGAUUUACAUCAUUCGAGAUAUACCACAGAUUUACUCCUACGUCAUUCGGCACUACAUAUAUCUUAGAACCUCAAAAAUGAUUAAUCAGUUCACAGAGGGACUGAACGCUUAUGGACAGUUCUGGGAUCUGGUAAAAUCUUACUGGGCUGAGUUCCUGCCCAUUUUUACCAACACGCACGAGCCCAUAUCAAGAAGCUCCUUCAGAGCCCUGUUCAAAAUCCACUGGAGUAAAGCAAUGAAGAGGGAGCCCGAGGAGAAGACUAUUCAUUACUGGGAAUUGGUCCUUAAGAUGAUUGAAGACAAAAAAACAGACUUACGCUUUGAGGAACUUUUUGCUUUCAUAACUGGAGCAGAUCAAGUCCCGCCACUGGGGCUUCCCCAAAAGCCCAGCAUUCACUUUUACCAGCCAGAGAAGCGUGGAUGUCGUUUACCGUAUGCAAACACAUGCAUGAUGGGACUUUUUCUUCCCAGAGGUGUAAAAAGUGAAGCAGAACUUCACCGAAUGCUCUUAAGAGCAAUCAGAGACUCUGCUGAUUUUGGGAGAACAUGAAAGUAUAUGCAAUAAAUAUCUUUGUUCAAAAUAUCAUUUAUUCAUGAUUUUAUGCAUCAUUAAGCUUUAUAAGCUUGUUUAUCGUUUCGGCUUGUAUAUGUUACAGUUUAUGUAUUUUAUUAUACAAAAGUAAAAGUACACAAGUCUUAACCUUGCAUUGCAAUUGAAAACGGUUUCACUUUCAUACUUUGACAAAAAGAAAGCACCAAGAACUUUCAUUCAGUCAGAUAUAAUAUAUGAUGGUUAAAUAAAGUAUAUAUUUAAAACCUAAA